AUGUCCCAUCACCACGGGGGUGAUGCUGAAUACACGGCGGAUGAAUGUGAAAUGGAGGAUGUGGAAGAUGACAUGGACGAUGAAUCUAUUGAUGAUGGAGAAAGGGGUGAUGUAGAGUCUGAUGUAGAUGAAUUUGAUUACUCGAGUGACAAAGUAGUAGACACUACAGCUGCUCAGGCUAGAAGAGGACAAGACAUCCAGGGAAUUCCUUGGGAUAAUCUUACCAUCACUAGAGAAAGAUAUCGGCGAACUAGGCUUGAGCAAUACAAGAAUUAUGAAAAUAUACCUGGUUCAGGAGACAAGUCAGGGAAGGAUUGUCAGAAUACCAAAAAAGGAUACUCAUUUUAUGACUUCAAAAAAAAUACAAGAUCAGUAAAGUCAACUAUUCUUCAUUUUCAGUUAAGGAAUCUAGUAUGGGCUACAUCAAAGCAUGAUGUAUACCUUAUGUCUCAGUUUUCAAUAAUGCACUGGUCCUCAAUGACAUGCAAAAGUUCAGAAGUACUCAAUGUUUCCGGGCACGUUGCACCAUCAGAGAAACAUCCUGAAAGUCUGUUAGAAGGAUUUACUCACACUCAAGUCAGUACACUUGCAGUGAGAGAUAAGCUUCUAGUUGCCGGUGGAUUUCAGGGUGAACUUAUUUGUAAGCUCCUAGAUCGACCUGGUGUUAGCUUUUGCACGAGAACAACUUUUGAUGAUAAUGCUAUCACCAAUGCCAUUGAGAUUUAUACUUUUCCUAGUGGUGCAGUUCAUUUCACAGCCGCAAAUAAUGAUUCUGGAGUCAGAGACUUUGAUAUGGAGAAAUUUCAGCUUUCUAAUCAUUUUCGUUUCCCCUGGCCAGUGAAUCACACUUCUCUCAGUCCAGACGGUAAACUACUACUAAUUGUUGGAGACAAUCCCGAAGGUAUGUUGGUGGACUCCCAAAAUGGCAAGACCGUUGUUCCCUUAUCUGGGCACUUUGAUUAUUCAUUUGCAUCAUCAUGGCAUCCUGAUGGCAUAACCUUUGCCACUGGAAACCAGGACAAAACCUGUCGAAUUUGGGACAUGCGGAAUUUAUCCAAGUCAGUGGCUGUGCUGAAGAGCAACCUUGGAGCCAUCCGUUCAAUCAGGUAUUCUUCAGAUGGCAAGUAUAUGGCUGUUGCAGAGCCUGCUGAUUUUGUACAUGUCUAUGAUGUUAAAAGUGGGUAUGAGAAGGAACAGGAAAUUGAUUUCUUUGGUGAGAUAUCAGGCAUAUCUUUCAGUCCAGACACCGAGUCCCUGUUUAUCGGGGUCUGGGAUCGCACUUAUGGUAGCCUUCUUGAGUAUAGCCGGCGACGGGAUUAUAGAUACCUUGAUGCACUAAUUUAA
Messenger RNA from Sphenostylis stenocarpa, 1344 nucleotides. NCBI's taxonomy places the organism in Eukaryota, Viridiplantae, Streptophyta, Magnoliopsida, Fabales, Fabaceae. The record is from the annotation of a GenBank genome assembly.